Mollisia scopiformis is the source of this 1575-nucleotide messenger RNA. Its product is annotated as choline transport protein. Gene Ontology annotation, cellular component: membrane. Bases 1 to 1575 code for a protein of 524 amino acids. Gene Ontology annotation, molecular function: transmembrane transporter activity. Gene Ontology annotation, biological process: transmembrane transport. The transcript is spliced from 7 exons. The record is from RefSeq and is a predicted model, not a curated record. NCBI's taxonomy places the organism in Eukaryota, Fungi, Ascomycota, Leotiomycetes, Helotiales, Mollisiaceae.
AUGUUUGAUUACCAUGCGAAAUCAGCGGGAUCUGUCUCCAGAGAGCUCGCCAAUGACCGCGAUGCAUCCUAUCUUGCACGAAUCGGGAAGCAACAGGUCACGAAGCGAAACUUUGGCUUCAUGAGCAUGGUUGGAUUGGCUUGCACUUUGAUGUCCACUUGGGAAGGCAUUCUUGUUGUAUUUGCUGUCGGCUAUCAGAAUGGAGGGCCAGCAGGCCUGAUCUAUGGCUUCUUGCUUAUCUGGGCCGGUACUACAUCGGUAUUUAUAGUCAUGGGAGAAUUAUCGUCCAUGAUCCCAUCUGCCGGUGGUCAGUACCAUUGGGUGUUCCUGUUGGCUCCCAAAAAUUACAGGAAGAUCUUGAGCUACGUUACUGGUUGGCUCACCUGUAUUGGAUGGAUUGCAAGUGUAGCUGCUGCGAGUUUGUUCUGCAGCAGUUUGGUUCAAGCGUUGAUUGUCGAGAACAAUGGCAGCUACUUUCCGCAGCGGUACCAAGAGACUUUGAUCUUUUGGGCUGUGAUCCUUCUUGCAAUCUUUGUCAAUGUCGUUGUCAGCCCAGCUUUGCCGAAGAUUGAGGGAUUCAUUCUCAUCAUCCAUAUCCUAGGGUUCUUCGCUGUCCUGAUUCCUCUUGUCUAUCUCGGCCCUCGAGGUAACACCAAAGAAAUAUUCACCACUUUCUUGAAUGGAGGGAAUUGGCCUACUCAAGGCCUUUCUUUCUUCAUCGGUCUUGCUGGAAAUGCGGUUGCUUUCAUAGGCGCUGACGGAGCUGUUCAUAUGUCCGAAGAAAUCAAAAACCCUCGUAUGAAUGUGCCUCGAGCAAUGAUUGCUGGUAUAUUCAUCAACGGCGUCCUGGCGUUUGGAAUGCUACUCGCUGUUCUUUACUGCGCAGGAGAUCUUGACGCAGCAUUUGCCAGCUCCACAGGUUAUCCCUUUAUUGAGAUUUUUGCUCAGGCAACAGAGUCUGUUGGAGGUGCUACUGCCAUGGCCUCGAUCGUCGUCUUCAUUGCUUUUUUCACGGCAAUUGGAGCGGUGGCUGCUGCAUCGAGACAACUGUGGGCUUUUGCUAGAGAUCGUGGAGUACCAUUUUGGACCAGCUUGGGCAAAAUCAACACCCGAACGUCGGUACCGCUAGCUGCGAUCGUCGUAGUGACAGUGUCGCCAUGUCUCCUGGCAUUAAUCAACAUCGGAAGCACCACAAUCUUCAACGACAUCUUGUCUCUGGUCCUAGCAGGUCUUUUCUCCUCGUACGAAAUAGCUGCCGGAUUGCUUCUCUAUCAUCGCUGUACUGGUGGCAUACAAAUCGAAAACGACAACGAUUCUAAUAUGACUUCACCCUUGGAAAAGCUCACUUGGGGACCUUGGAGGAUCAAAGGUGUUCUUGGCAUAGCCAAUAAUCUCUUCGCUUGCAUUUGGCUCAUUAUCAUCAUAUUCUUCAGCUUCUUUCCUCCUACUGCGCAAGUUGUUCCCUCUACGAUGAACUAUAGUGUGUUGGUCUUUGGAGCGGCGGUAAUAUUUAGUAUAGUCUACUACCUGUUCUGGGCCAAGAAGUUUUACAUCGGACCUAUAGUAGAGGUAUGA